UGCAGAACUUCACUAAAACAAUGGUCCCGACAUUUGGGUUUCGUGUUUUUGACUCACCCUGUACCCCAUAAGCACACAUGAGCGGUGCGGUAGAAGUACAGGCCUACAUGACCUUAUCGGAAAACAUCAAGGCAGGGAAUCAUAACAGAUCGAAUUUAUUGAAAAACCACUUGGUCCAGGUCGGGUGAUCAGUACAGCUGUUAUAAUUACAUCUCGACCUCCCCUUUUUGAAAUUAAAAUAGGCUUACCGUCUUUUGUUUUGUGCCGUAGCCCCGGAAUGGCAGCUCGUGUUUAAAGGUGUGGCGGGCAACGGAGUGAAGAUGUACGACAUGUGGACUGCAGCGACCUGGAACGAGGCAACGCUGGGUGUCGGUGGGAGCUGGCGGGAUGACUCGCUGUACGGAUCCUGGAACAGCGGUGAUCUGAACAUAGGGCGAGUCAAACUGUCCCUGUAUGAUUCCAGUAACGUCAGCAGGGUUGAGUUGAUCUUCAACGGAACCGGCUCAGAUGUCAGCAGUUGGUUCAGAAAGAAUCGCCUCAUCUCAAGCCCCUGGCAGGACCUCAUCUCGACCGCGACGAACUACUUCAGUAUUGAAGGUGAUGUCAACGAAGAACGCCGGUUCUACAUUAAUCACAACUAUGGCGGCUGCCCUGGAGAUAAAGGCUGGCUGGUAGUGACAGAUUCCCAAAUGCUAACGGACUGCCAAUAUGAGCGUCCAUCUGCAGAGUACCCCUACCCGAUCAUACUCUACAGCAACACGGCGGGCAAAGUAGUGUGGCAGGACGUGCUAACUACAGGUGCUGAUACAGUUGGACGUGCCGCCUACCUAACCAUCCACAUCAAUGUCGAGUAGACCGCAUAUGUAAUUUAAUAUGAAAAAGAAAAUCAGCUGAGUUUAUUAUUAUUCAAGUUAUGCGAUACUCAGACUAUGAAAGCGGAAACAUUGUGCUUAACUUUGUUGUAGGAUAGAAUGCACACACAAAUUAUAUUGACUGUGAAAAAAAUGUGGAAAUUCCCGAAUGUUACCUAAUAUAAUUAUCAGACCAGAAGGCAUUGUUUGAUCUGCCCAUUCAUGCUCUUACA
Molecule: messenger RNA, 1084 nt
Organism: Patiria miniata (bat star)
Lineage: Eukaryota; Metazoa; Echinodermata; Asteroidea; Valvatida; Asterinidae
Exons: 4
Coding region: 321-854 (177 amino acids)
Source: RefSeq, a predicted model, not a curated record